GCAACAGUUCAAGGCAACGUGGUUUAGGUGCAUGAAACAAAGAAAAGGAAGAAAGAAAGAAAAUAAAACCAAAUGGCGGAUCCCAUUUCCAUAACCUCGAUCAUCAUUGACAUUAGCGACCUUAUCUCUCGCCUCUUAGCCUAUGCCAAAGGAGUCCGCCAAGCGGCUGCUGAUAUCCGACGAUUGAGCGAGGAGCUUUUUGCUCUGAACGGGGUUUUAGAACAUCUAAAGUCGCAAUAUGAGGGGCCUCCUACGUUGAUGAGAUCAAGAGCCUCGGCGGAUAUCCCAGAAUCGCUGAGAAACACCCUCAGAGAAACCAAUGAGUCCGUUCAAAUGUUGCUUGACGACCUGAAGCAACCAACAACCAGACUCAAAAGAGUCAAGCAGCAACUGGCGUGGCCAUUCACCCGGACAGAAUACGAUGCCCAUUUGGCCCGCCUCGAAAGGGUCAAAUCGUGGUUAAUCCUCAUAAUCACAAGUGAUAGCCAUUCAGUUCAGAGGGAUUUGCAGGCCGAUAUCGCAGACCUCGCGAGGACCCUAAAAACAGACCUCCACCUACGUAGGGACGAAAAGUCCAGCGCUGCGCACAAAGAUUUGCUUCAGUGGUUGGUUCCUGUUAGCCCUGUUGAUCUGCAUCAUCAAGCCUCCAAAGCGCGAACGGAUGACACAGGAAGAUGGUUUCUCGAUCAUGCCUUCAAGGACUGGCUUCAAUCUGAUGUCCUGAACCACAGACUCUUUUCUCUGUUGGGUAAAUCUGGCAUCGGAAAAACGACUCUAUUUUCCCACAUCGUCGACGAACUAGUCGCGCUCUCUGCAAAAGACAACAAUCUGAUCUUCGCCUAUUUCUACUGUAAAUUCGGUGAUGCUGCUUUCCAGGAGCCAGUGAAUAUCUUAGGAUCGCUCGUGGUGCAACUUUCGACAUGGGAUCCCUCCGUAUUGGAGACCAUCUGGCCACUAUACGAAGCGACAGCAAAGUCGCAUCUGCACAGGCAGCCGAUUGCCAUUAGUGCGCUGGAGGAUGCUCUCAUCAAGCACACAUUUGAUGACCGACGUGUCAUUAUCCUGAUUGAUGCAAUCAAUGAGAAUCCACAUCACGAACAGCUGAUACAUGCGCUAAUGAGGAUUGCGACUCAUGCCAAAGACUUGCGAAUUCUUAUGAUGAGCACAACAGACCUCUUGCCUGGAAAGACUUGCACGAUACAUAUGAACGCCAGUCUCGUUAGACAUGAUAUUGACAAGUUCAUACCGUUAAGGCUUCAGCAAGACAACAUCCUCAAUAGUCUCAGCCAGAAAAUGCAGCAUCACAUUUGGGAGACUCUUCUGGCAGGUGCCGAUGGAUCCUUCCGAUGGACCCAGCUUUCUUUGGAUAAUCUCUCUACACUUAGGACUGCAAAGGCCAUUCGGGAAGUACUGAAGUCGUGGCCGAUGACUUUACGUGAGACCUACGUUUGCAUGCUGGGGCGUAUAUCCCCCAAUGACUGGGAGCUCGCCCGCAAUGCUCUCUUCUGGCUCACCUUCUCGAAAGAUUUGCUCACCCUACCAGGGCUCAACGAAGCCGUUAUGCUAGACGAGGCAUGCACGGAGCUAGACGAAGACUCUAAGCCAAUCUCGCCUCAAAUUCUGCUGCAUAUUUGUCAGGGUCUCAUUGCCGAAGAUGAGUUUGGACGGGUCAAUCUAUCCCAUGCAUCCGUGGCGGAAUUUCUGACAUCGGACUGGAUCCGCUCCUCCAGCGUGGGAUACUUUAGCCUGGACCCUGGAACAGCCGAGCAAAUGAUGAUGCGACUUUGUCUGACAUACUUGUGUCUCGACAACUUUCGCACCGGAUAUGCAUCCUCCCAUAGUUUGAUUGCUGCCUGGGAGCACGAACACCCAUUCCUAAAUUACGCCGCCCAAAAUUGGGGGAUCCACGCUAGAGCAUGUAGCUUUAACGAGUUGUGCGAUCGAUACCUUGUGAACAAGUUGUUCAGUUCUCGAUGCUUGCCUAAUGGCGGCAACUAUGGUACCUGGCUGCAAGCGCUUCUGCCUGAAGCCGAGAUGGAAGUUAUCCAAACAACGCAUCCGCUGUACUAUGCCGCAUCCUUUGGGUUGGUUCCGAUUCUUGAAGAAAUGCUUACAUCUGUGCCUGCGCCAGACGUCAAUGCUUGCGGCGGACGCUACGGAUCCACACCUUUGUUUGUGGCAUGCUGGCGAAAACAAUUCGAGGCGGCCGAACUUCUACUCCAGGCGGGAGCAGAUCCAUAUCUUUUGGACGAAGGUUCGGAUUUGACGAUACUUGAACUCCCUUUGUCGGAGAAAUUCGCUCAUUUGCUGAAGAAUCCGCCAAGAGAACCGCGAAGAGUGGAGCGCGCGUAUAUAAUGACGCCAGAAACCAACAUCGUACAGGGGGUAGAGCUGGGACUGGAACAAGGCCAGGAAGCAGGACAAACGGCAGCAGAUCCCCUCAACGAAGAGACUCACGGCAUUGCUUCCGAUCAGCAGAAAUCAGGGAGAUGCUCCAUCACGUCCUCGAUUGAUCGCCCGCCUCUAGAAAUGCUUGAACAACACAUUCGGCAGCUCUUUCCUGCGCUGCAGCCUAAUUCUUUGGCCCAUCGCUUUGCCCACGCGCAGCUGCAUCAAUUCGACCACCUUCUCACCCUUCAGAUUGCUCAUCUAGAGGCAGUCUGCAAUCAGUCAUGUCAGUCAGGCGAAUACUGCCUGGCUGCCCGCGCUCAAGAAGUAAGACAGACUUUGUCCUCUGACUUCGACGACCCUACAUCAGCCUCACAGCUCUUUCCCUCUCAGUUCGAAUGCUGUAUGUGUUUUCAGCUCCACCAUUUUCAGACCCGGUCAGCUUGGUUGGAUCAUGUCCACGCAGAUCUCAAAUCAUACAUCUGCACAUUCCACGACUGUACUAUUUCCAGGCCAUUCAACCGGAAAUCUGAAUGGAUACGUCAUGAGACGCAAGCACACUGGGCACCAGAGUGGUGGGAAUGCCCCCGCGCGGGUUGCAGCCGUCGUUUCUUCCGCAAAGACAUUUUUUACCAGCAUCUACUCCGAAGCCACGAACCGCUCACCUCAGAUGACAAGGAGGCCGUCAAGCGGGUGCGGGAACUGAUUCAGAAAUGUCGCACCAAAUCUCAACCCAGUCUGCAGCAAAUCGCGUGUCGAUUUUGUGGAGUGACUUUCGACGAGGUGAAGAGACUAUUGAUGCAUGUGAGCAGUCAUUUGGAGAAUUUGGCGUUAAGCAGCUUUUUGUUGGUCCAACAGCAUGGUACCAAUGGAUAUGAGAUAUCAGACGAGAAUAAUCACGUCUCAGCUUGAGGGGAUAUAUUGUCAAUUAGCGCAUUGUCCAAGAUAGAUGAUGGCCAAAGGGAGAAUGCAAGAACCCGGAGGAUCCAGCUGAAAGGGGAAAUCCAGACCGUUGACUGGGUCGCGGUAGUUGGUCUUACGGAGGAACUCGGGGAUUUGCUGUGAUCGCGCGCUGCGUGGUUCC
This is a messenger RNA of Aspergillus saccharolyticus JOP 1030-1, 3472 nucleotides long. RefSeq names its product ankyrin repeat domain-containing protein. The record is from RefSeq and is a predicted model, not a curated record. Gene Ontology annotation, molecular function: protein binding. The coding region runs from base 73 to 3300 and encodes 1075 amino acids. The transcript is spliced from 4 exons. NCBI's taxonomy places the organism in Eukaryota, Fungi, Ascomycota, Eurotiomycetes, Eurotiales, Aspergillaceae.